Molecule: messenger RNA, 1522 nt
Organism: Pararge aegeria (speckled wood butterfly)
Lineage: Eukaryota; Metazoa; Arthropoda; Insecta; Lepidoptera; Nymphalidae
Exons: 2
Coding region: 1079-1390 (103 amino acids)
Source: RefSeq, a predicted model, not a curated record
AAAUAUGAACUUCUUGGGAAUAAAGUUUAUCGACGCACUACUCGAGGUCGACGAUGGGUGGUUCCCAAGAAGUGCAUAUGGCAAAUAAUCAGAUGCAACCACGACGAUCUUGGUCAUUUUUCGGUUGACAAGACGGUUGAAAGAAUAGCGUCUAGGUAUUGGUUUGCACGGAUGCGUCACAUAGUCAAAAAGUACAUUAAAAAUUGUAUUAAUUGCGUUUACUAUAAAACCAAGGGUGGAUCGAAGGAAGGAGAGUUACAUUCAAUUCCAAAAUAUGCCCAACCGUUCCAUACCUUGCAUUUGGAUCAUUUAGGGCCCUUUAUCGUUACUAAAAACAAUCACAAGUAUUUGUUGGUUAUGGUAGACGCGUUCACCAAAUUUGUGUUUAUUUCAGCAGUACCUAAUACUGAGUGCAGUAGUGUAUUAAACGAAUUAGAAAAUGUUUCAAAAAUAUUCGGAAAUCCUCGGAGGCUUAUUACGGAUGCUGGAUCGGCCUUCACGUCCAAAAUGUUUCUAGAUUACUGCUUAUCUAAGAAUAUUAGGCUUCACACGAUUGCCACGGGCAUGCCACGUUCAAACGGGCAAGCUGAAAGGUUUAAUAAGACUAUAUUGGAGGCCAUGAAAACUAUGGGGGCUAAUUUAGACGAAGAUUGCUGGGAUGAGUGCAUAACUCAGUUACAGCAAGGAAUUAAUAGUAGUUAUCAAAAAACAAUAAAAGCAGUUCCUUGUGAGGUGUUAUUGGGGUAUAGGCUACGUACUGAUGGGGAUAGUUUAGGACCCGGACUUGAGAGUGGUAAUGAACAUACUAUAGACGUGACCAAAUUACGAAAAGAUGCGGCUGAGAAUAUAAAUAUUAAUGCCAUAUCUCAGAAACAAAGAUUCGAUCGAAACCGCAUAAAAGCCAAAACAUAUAAUGAGGGAGACUUAGUAUUGGUAAAAAUACAAAGCCAAACCAAUGAUGGACGGAGUAGGAAGUUACUACCAGCAUUCAAGGGUCCGUUCCAAAUAGGAAAGUGUUUGGGGCGAGAUAGGUAUCAAAUCAGUGACAUGAGAGGCAGUGAGAGAUGCAAUAAGAAAUAUGAUGGAGUGGCCGCUGCGGAAAAUAUUAAACCGUGGAUCAGAAUUGAUGAUUGGUGCAUUGAUUAAAAUGGAUCCUAAACAAGUAACAUGCGUGUUGGCAAAAUUGAAUACGUCCUUCAUAGUACAAAUAAGUGAUGGGAACCUACUGGACUUUACUACGUGCCUGGGGACAUGCACGGUGCAGGAGGGCCGUGUUGGCAACCCCGAUGACGUAAGCGGCGCCACGGCGGCGGCGCUGGAGUCAAGAGGGCGCGGGCGCGAAGAAAAAGAUUAUUGUGGGGUAGAUUCCGGCGCAAGCGCAGUGUUUUAAGUUGUAUCGAUAGUUUUGUUACAUAUUGAAUUUGUUUAACUGUAUUUGUUUCGUUUAAAUGAGUGAUUAAGUAUUUCAAACGUUGUCUCAUUUAACUGCCUAAUUAAUUCAUAUUGAGGUUGCGUGCUGUGG